Molecule: messenger RNA, 1102 nt
Organism: Culex pipiens pallens (northern house mosquito)
Lineage: Eukaryota; Metazoa; Arthropoda; Insecta; Diptera; Culicidae
Product: trypsin-1-like
Exons: 2
Coding region: 277-1071 (264 amino acids)
Biological process (GO): proteolysis
Molecular function (GO): serine-type endopeptidase activity
Source: RefSeq, a predicted model, not a curated record
UGUUCCGAGAAGCAUGGCCCUGGGAAGUCCCGGACUUAUCGGGUAUAAAUCGUACGCCGGGGCGAUUGGAAGGCGCUAAUCGAUGCGCGGAAGGUUAUCCGGGAAGGUUGCACCCCUAUCGGCUAUCGGUCAGUAGCAGCGUCUUAUCGGAACUAACCUACUCCGAUACCGGACACUUGAUCCGGAUGUACGAUAACUGAGUUGGUAUAAAUAGUUGGAUCAAUUCCUUUCGAAGGUAUAGUUUGGUACCUCCUCCAAGUGUGACAACAUCCAACGAUGAAGCUGUUCCUUCUGCUGGCAACCUGCGCCCUGGCCGCAACGGCCUACCCGGGAACUCCGCAGCGACCCCGUCCCUGGUGGAACUCGUUGGAAGCUACCGAAGGUCGCAUCGUGGGCGGCUUCGAAGUGGACAUCAAGGACGUCCCCUACCAGGUGUCGCUGCGCUCGUUCGGAAGUCACAUCUGCGGCGGUUCCAUCAUCAGCAAGCGCUGGAUCUUGACGGCGGCGCACUGUGCCUCCAGUGCGGAUCGGCCUAAGGAAACCAUUCGGGUCGGAUCUUCGGAGAAGGGCUCCGGCGGACAGAUCCUGAAGCUGAAGCGGAUCGUGCAGCACCCGCAGUACGACGGAAGCAUCAUCGACUACGACUUUUCGCUGCUGGAACUCGCCGAAGAGCUGGAGCUGGACGACAGUCACACCACGAUCGCGCUGCCCGAGCAGGACGAACCCGUUACGGAUGGGGCCAUCUGCCGAGUGUCCGGAUGGGGUAAUACCCAGAGCUCUCAGCAGUCGAACAAGUUCCUGCGGGCCACCGACGUGCCGUCGGUGAACCAGGACAAGUGUUCGGAGGCGUACUCGGACUUUGGCGGGGUCACGCCGCGGAUGAUCUGCGCUGGGUACCAGGAGGGCGGUAAGGACGCCUGCCAGGGUGACUCCGGUGGUCCGCUGGUUUCGGGAGGGAAGCUCGUUGGAGUGGUGUCCUGGGGAUACGGCUGCGCCGUUGCCGGAUAUCCGGGCGUCUACUCGCGGGUCGCUUCGGUCCGCGACUGGAUCAAGGAGGUCAGCGAUGUGUAGAGAUCUGAUUACAAUAAACUGCUCAAAAUAA